Messenger RNA from Hippocampus comes (tiger tail seahorse), 883 nucleotides. RefSeq names its product mitochondrial-processing peptidase subunit beta-like. The coding region runs from base 1 to 396 and encodes 131 amino acids. Lineage: Eukaryota; Metazoa; Chordata; Actinopteri; Syngnathiformes; Syngnathidae. The record is from RefSeq and is a predicted model, not a curated record. Gene Ontology annotation, molecular function: metal ion binding; metalloendopeptidase activity. Gene Ontology annotation, cellular component: mitochondrion. The transcript is spliced from 7 exons.
AUGUUUGGUCAGCCUCAGCCAGUCCUGGUUCCACCGUCUCAGACCCACCACCUGGGGGCCGGAAAGGCUGGCAAAGGAGCAGGAAGGAGAACAUCCCUGAUCAACUCGCCCUCCUGGUGGCGUGCCGCAUGCCCGAACCAGCGGAGUCAGCGUUGCAGAAGUAACGCUGGCUCCACCCCAAUCUGUGAGGCCAUCGGCAGACAGAUGUUGUGCUGCAGUCGCAGGAUCCCUUUGCACGAGCUUGAGACCCAAAUCGACGUCAUCGAUGCAGCCACCAUCAAGGCGUGCACCAAACAUAUCUUCAACAAAGUUCCUGCCAUAGCAGCCAUUGGUCCAAUCGAGCAGCUUCCUGACGACACCCAGAUCUGCAGCGGAAUGUUCUGGAUGAGGAGGUAAGUCACACUCUCUGUUUUCAAAUCCCCUUGUCCUCGCAUGGGUCGCAGGAUUGCUGGAGCCUCCCCCGGCUGUCUUCGGGCCGUCGGCAGAGGGGAGGGGGCACCCUCAACCGACUGACAGCCAAUUAAGAAACAACCAUUUGCACCGUGGGGCAAUUAACCUCUGGUGGAAAUGGUUGUUUCUUGAUUGGCUGUCAGCCGGUUGAAGGUGCCCCCUCCCCUCUGCCGACGGCCCGAAGACAGCCGGGGGAGGCUCCAGCAAUCCUGCGACCCCGACCCUUGCGAGGGGACAAGGGAAUGAGAAAAUGGAUGGGAGGGUGGACACCCACGCCAGCAAGAAGAGAACACAGAAGCGUGACCGGCCGGAGCUGGAUUUGAACCCUGGACCUCUGCGUUCGCACUCCAACGCACUAACCAGUCGACCAUGGAGCCGGCCCAGCAUCACACUCAAACGUAUAAAUGACAACAUAAAACACCUGUUUUUUUUU